This is a messenger RNA of Pecten maximus, 2060 nucleotides long. Its product is annotated as serine/Arginine-related protein 53-like. NCBI's taxonomy places the organism in Eukaryota, Metazoa, Mollusca, Bivalvia, Pectinida, Pectinidae. Bases 139 to 1071 code for a protein of 310 amino acids. Gene Ontology annotation, cellular component: nucleus; cytoplasm. Gene Ontology annotation, biological process: alternative mRNA splicing, via spliceosome. The transcript has 9 exons. The record is from RefSeq and is a predicted model, not a curated record.
CCUGAACACGUCUUGCUCAUUUGUGCGUUUAACUAUAACGUAAAUCAAAGUGACACAAUUAAACAAUAUAAUCACAUUGAUCACUACAAAAAUCCGAAGAGAAAUGUCACUAUAAUUGGAUAGAACAAGCGAACACAAAUGGGACGACAUUCUGACAGUGAUGAUGACAGAAAAAAGAGAAAGAAGAAAAAGAAGAAGAGAUCAAGAUCAAAGUCACUCAGUGGUUCAGACAGUAGCUAUGUAAGCUAUAAACACAAGAAGAGUAAAUCAUCGAAAUCAAGAAGACGAUCAAGAUCCAUUUCAAGAGGAAGAGACAGAAGGUCAAGGUCACGCAGUAGAGGUCACCGUCGGAGGUCAAGAAGCAUAGAUCGUUAUUCAAGAUCAAGAAGUAGGGAAAGGUAUUCCAGCAGGAGAAGAUCUAGAUCUGGUAGCAGAGGUCACAGUUACCGACGUUCAAGGUCAAGAGAGCGAUAUCAGAGGUCAAGGUCAAGGACUCCGGACAGAUAUAAAUCAAAACCAAAAAGGAGGUCAAGAUCGAUAGAGAGAGUGAAAGGUUCCAGUAGGUACAACUCUGCAAGUCCGUCUUCCUCAUCGAAGGGAAAGGACAGCAAAGAAGAUCCUGCUGAAAUGAUUCCUGGUUUCCAUGAUAUGACACCUGCUGAGCAGACAAAGCUAAGGCUGCAGUUGGCACUAAAGGCUGCUGCUGCAGCAGAUGAGAGGAUCAAGGACCAGAUAAAAGAGAGCCAGUUUGGUGGGGCAUCUACAGUGGAGGAUCAGAUGAAAUUCUCCAGCGCAGUGAAAGACAUAGAGAGCUCCACCUUUGUACCUACAAGUUUCAAGUCAACCAGAUCAGACCGCCCCAAUACUGAUGAUAAGAAAGACGACUUCCUGUUUGGAACUGCUGGUGAAAUCCGAGCUGACAUGACACCCCGGAAACCUCUCAUUAUACACGACCUGAACACACUCUCUCAUCCUAAUCUACAUGUUGACCCUGAUGAGAAAAUGAAGCGCUGGAUAGAACGUCUUACAAUGCUACGGAAAAAGAAACUAGAGGGAGAAGUGAUUGACUGAGGAGGAUUGUAGAUGGAUGGGGACAUUAUUACUUAUAAAGACGUGUCAAUGCAGUCAAACAAGAACAGAAUUCAGUAUAUGUGUACUAUAAAGCCUUUCAAGACUUUCACUUACUGAGAGCAUUGAUAUGAUUUUACGUGCCCAAAUUAGCCUUGAAUCUUGUAUAAAUUUGCAAAGACACAUCUAUUUUGUGAUCAGUUUAAAUUUUGACUUGAUCCUUAAAUCUAUGAUUUGACUUUUUGAAAUUGCUAGAUGUCAUGGGUAAAUAUAUACACAGGCAUAUGCUUCUGGUUAGUAUUAAUAGAAAAAGUACUAGCCCCUACUCCUACUAUAACAACAAUGUGUAAUACUUGAAAAGUCGGAAGUGGGGGUUGAGCUUCGAUUCACUUCGAAUUUAAGUUCAAUCCGACUGAAAUAUCAAAUGCACACAAACUUCAGUAAUGCACCUUGGUUAAGAAUCCUUAAAUAUCAAUGCAUGUGUUUUAUUUGUCUGAUCUGCAAGUGUUACACCUUGUUGUUAUAGUAAUAGGGGCUAUUUUUUCUAUAAAUACCACAAUCGGACGCCUGUGGUAUAUGUAUUAGAAAGUGUUAUUGUCAAUCGAGAAAGAUCAUCAUAAUCAUACAUCUUUACAAUGUUGUUUGCAGAUUUAAUAGAUAAAUACUUAUAUAUUAAUUAGGUGUAACAAAUAUAAAGUAAACGGAUAAUGAGCCCAGACCCAGACCCUUCAAACUAAAAUUUAGACAUCCAAGUCUACCAAAUUGUACACAUUGGCAUGAGGAUAGUACAAGGUGUAAAAUAGAAAUUUGAGUUCUCUUUUUCAAAUACAAUAAUGUAUACAAAAUCUCUGCAGUUACAUCUGUAUUUGUUUAUAGAUGGGUGGACACACUGGUUUAGGUUUUAUAUGUUUGGAAGAUUGGAUGAUAAAAUCUCACAUGAAACAAAACAAAAAAAAUGGAAUAAAUCUUUAAUAAAGCAUUUAUCUAAUCGA